Messenger RNA from Phaethon lepturus (White-tailed tropicbird), 858 nucleotides. RefSeq names its product KIT ligand (gene KITLG). The record is from RefSeq and is a predicted model, not a curated record. Gene Ontology annotation, molecular function: stem cell factor receptor binding; cytokine activity. Gene Ontology annotation, cellular component: plasma membrane. Gene Ontology annotation, biological process: positive regulation of cell population proliferation; cell adhesion. The transcript has 9 exons. NCBI's taxonomy places the organism in Eukaryota, Metazoa, Chordata, Aves, Phaethontiformes, Phaethontidae. Bases 1 to 858 code for a protein of 285 amino acids.
AUGCAAAAGACAGAAACUUGGAUUAUCACUUGCUUUUGUCUUCAACUACUCCUACUUAAUCCUCUUGUCAAAGCCCAGAAUUCCUGCGGGAAUCCAGUGACAGAUGAUGUGAAUGACAUUGCAAAAUUGGUCGGAAAUCUCCCAAAUGAUUAUAUGAUAACCCUUAAAUAUGUCCCGAAGAUGGAUAGUCUGCCUAAUCACUGUUGGUUGCAUUUGAUGGUGCCUGAAUUUUCAAGGAGUCUACAUAAUCUUCUCCAGAAAUUUUCAGAUAUAUCAGAUAUGUCUGAUGUUUUAAGCAACUAUUCAAUCAUCAAUAAUCUCACAAGGAUAAUUAAUGAUCUUAUGGCAUGCCUAGCUUUUGAUAAAAAUAAGGAUUUUGUAAAAGAAAAUGGUCAUCUUUAUGAAGAAGGUCGCUUCAUUCCUGAGGAUUUUUUUAGGCACUUUAAUAGUACCAUUGAGGUCUACAAGGAGUUUGCAGACAUGCUGGAUAAGAAUGAUUGCAUUCUGCCUUCAACAGUAGAAACACCAGAGGAUGAUUCCAGAGUCGCUGUCACAAAAACAUUUUUGUUUCCUCCUGUUGCUGCCAGCUCCCUUAGGAAUGACAGCAUUGGCAGUAACACUAGCAGUAACAAACAGGCACUUGGCUUCAUUACCAGCUCCAGCCUGCAAGGGAUCAGCAUAGCACUGACGUCAUUGCUGUCUCUUCUUAUUGGCUUUAUUUUGGGAGCCAUAUACUGGAAGAAAACACAUCCCAAAUCCAGACCAGAAAGUGAUGAAACUACACAAUGUCAUGACUGUCAAGAGGAAAAUGAAAUAAGUAUGUUGCAGCAAAAAGAAAAGGAACAUCUACAAGUGUAG